AUGACUUCGACCCUUGUUGAAAUCGGUCUGGAUAAUCAUCAAAACCAGCAAAAGCAGUUGGUACGUCAGCACCGUCGAAGCGAGCGCAGUCAUCUCAGCGAGGAGAUAUUCUCCGAGAGCAACCACCGCCGCAAGGAAGAGGAGAUUGCUAAAGCUGUAGCUGAGGAGACUCCAGAUAUGAAAGCUCGGUAUGGUGAGCUUCCCUUAAUGUAG
This is a messenger RNA of Penicillium robsamsonii, 213 nucleotides long. RefSeq lists its product as uncharacterized. The coding region runs from base 1 to 213 and encodes 70 amino acids. The transcript has 2 exons. NCBI's taxonomy places the organism in Eukaryota, Fungi, Ascomycota, Eurotiomycetes, Eurotiales, Aspergillaceae. The record is from RefSeq and is a predicted model, not a curated record.